GUAAAAUUAAAAACGUUUUUUAUUUAUUUGAUUAAGCGUAAACUAAACUAAAAUAAAAUAAAAUAAAAUAAUUUUUUUAAUGACAACGUGGGAGGGAUCUGUUUUGGUUAGUUACCUCUUUUACACACGAGUUUUAAUUAUUAUUAUGUACCAAUAUAUACCCAACACCCCUUUAAUAUGACCAUGUGUGCUUUAGUUUACAAGUGUGGUAGUUACACACGACUAUUAAUUUGUAUAUAUUGUAUUAUAUAUAUAUAUAUAUAACCAUAACCAUAUCCUCCUCCUCCCAUAUCGUCGUAUGACAACUGUAACUGUAACUAACUAACCAACCAACCAACCAACCAUGUCAAGAUCUUUCAUUAUACUAUUACUUCUCAUACCUUAUACCCUCGCUUUAAACAUUCUUUUAUCAACUUCUGAUUCUUGGGUUUCAAAAAAUUCAAGACAUUUAUAUACAACUUUAACAAAUCAAGGUCAUAAUGUUAUAUUAAUAGCUCCCUUAUAUUUCAAUAAUAAAUAUUUAUCAUUAAAAGAUUUCACUACUACAACCAGUACUACCAUAACUUCAAUUCUUGAUGGAGGUGAAUUUGGUCAUCUUUUAGAUGUAAAUCAAAUUUAUUAUAAAAAUUUAUUAAAAAUAAAUCAACCAAAAACUCCAAGAAAUGUGAUAUCAUCAUCAAUUUUAAAACAACAAUCGAAAUUAGUGCAAAAUUCAAAUCAAUUUGGUCAUGAUCCUUUAAAUAAUCAAAUUUGGUAUAUCAAUUCCAAUCCUAUAAUUACUUUAAAAUUAUCAUUUGAUGUUAUAUUACCAACUUUUUUCCCUCAUUUUAAACCUGAUUUAAUUUUAUUUGGUCCAAAUGAAAAAUCUUCAAUGCCAGAUAAUUUACAUGAUGAUGUUUUAAAUGUAUUGAUUAAUCAAAGUGAUGAAGAAAUUCCUAUCAUGUUUAUUCAAACUAAUGAUAAUCAUAAUAUUUAUUAUCAAGAUGAAAAAUAUUUUAAUAUAAAUAAUAAUCAAAAUAAUAAUCAUCAAAAACAUCAAAUUAAAAAAAAUAUUUUCACAACCAAUUUACAAUACAUAAAUCAUAAAAUCACCCAAUUAAUCCAUAAUAUAAUGGAAACUAAAUCAUCAUCAUCAUCAUCAUCAUUAUCAUCAUUAUCAUUAUCUCAAAAAUCAAUCUUUAAUGUCAUAAUCCCUUCCAUCAAUCAUCAACUUUCAAAAUGUACUACUACAUCGAUAAAUAAUCCAAAUUUAGUAUUAUUCAAAUCAAAUGAUCAACAUCAAACCUUACAAAUCUUAAAAAAGAGAAAUGUGAAUUUACCUCAUUUUAAAUUGAUUAAUCAAGAUAUUCAAUUAAUUGAAUCGGAAAGUGUAACAAUAAGUACUACUGGUAGUACUAAAUCUAAAUCGGAUAAUGUUAAAUCAUUACAAAUUUUAGAUGAUUGUAAUAUUAGUGUAGAGAUUAUAGACUUGAAUUAGACUAGACUACUAUCUACAUAGAUAAUUAAUAUAAAAGUAAUACCCCGUUGAUUCUUAUCAUUUGUAAUAGAAUAUUUGAUUGACCGUCAUAACUUGAUCUGGAAAGGGACAAGUUGUUGUCUUUAAACAAAUUUACAUUUUCUGUUACACCCCCUACUUCCCCCACCCCCCUACAAUCAAGAUUAAAAGUUUCAUAAUAAUAAUAAUUUUAUAUCACUUAACAACCACGACAUUUUCAUUUGCAUUUUCCUUCUUCUCCUUUCGUUAAAAUAUCUUUAUUUUCCGGAACUGCAAAUAGAAUAAAAAAAAAAAUGACAAUAAUUUUUAAACUUCAGCCUAUUUCAGACACUUCCAAAUUGGGUAACUAA
Molecule: messenger RNA, 1845 nt
Organism: Scheffersomyces coipomensis
Lineage: Eukaryota; Fungi; Ascomycota; Pichiomycetes; Serinales; Debaryomycetaceae
Exons: 1
Coding region: 344-1477 (377 amino acids)
Molecular function (GO): hydrolase activity
Source: RefSeq, a predicted model, not a curated record